Dioscorea cayenensis subsp. rotundata (Guinea yam) is the source of this 855-nucleotide messenger RNA. RefSeq lists its product as uncharacterized. NCBI's taxonomy places the organism in Eukaryota, Viridiplantae, Streptophyta, Magnoliopsida, Dioscoreales, Dioscoreaceae. The transcript has 3 exons. The record is from RefSeq and is a predicted model, not a curated record. Bases 42 to 758 code for a protein of 238 amino acids.
CAAAUAGAGCUCUGUGAAGAGGAGGAGAAGAAGCUCCAGCAAUGGCUGCGGCGCUGGCCGCCAUUGGCCCCCUCUCAUCCCCUUCUUUGGUGCCUCCGUUGAGGGUGGAGGUCGGCAAGAAUCAGAGAAAUAGAACUUUUCAACAUUGUUCACUUGGUUCACGUUCUAAUAAUCAUCGUCUGUGUACAAUAAAACUCAUACGAGCAACAGCUGUGGAGCAUUUUGGCGAACCUACCAAGUUUACAGACCACCGGAAUAAUUUAGCUCAACAUGUAUGGAAUGCCACCGUGAAGCGAGUAAAAUAUUUCCCGUGGAAUGAAGCUAAAGAUCUGGCUCUAAUUCGAUUUCUUCAUCUUGCAAAGAAUGCUGCAAAGUGGUCCUUUAUCGCAAUCUUCAUUUUUGGCCCCGCAUCAGAUGUUUACUUGUCUAUUGCAAGAAAUAAGGAGCUGAUGAUCCCAAUUGGUCUAUUCAUCGGUGUGAUACUGGCUGACAUUAUCAAGGAAUCAUCGGUUGAAUUCUUUCAACAGAACUUAAAGGAUAAGGAAACUACUUGGCAACUUAUCGGAGUUGGGUUCAUUUUCAUUCUUGUCAAAUUAAUUUCUUUGAGUUUAAAUCUGCAAGGGCGCGUACUUCUUUCUCAUAUCUGCAAUGGUGGCUUAAUGCAAGUCUUGUGGCUGAUGAAAAAAAAGCAACAAACCAAAGACGAUAAAGAUCACGAUGAACAAACAUUGGAUGCUCCAAUAACUAAUAAUUUCUAGGACUUUGCUCAAUUUCAUAACUAGAGCAAAUCUAAAACUUUUGUUGGCGGGAUUUUAAAUCAAUGUAUGGUGUUUUUGUGAAUGUCGAAUCUGAUAA